AAGGAAUUGCUUAUUACUAACAUAUUUUUAUUUGCCAUAAGUAUUUCCAGAUACACAGCAAGCAGCAGUUAUCAGUGGAGGAGCUUGGUGGCUGCUCCAAUCAUCAAACAUGGCGUCCCUCCCCGGCCCCACCAAUCCCUUACCGCCGUCAUUCAGCCGGCGGAACCGAACCCAAACCUGGAUUAAUAUCAGUAUGAAAUCCGACCAGCAACCGUCAAACGCCCGGGAAAGCGGAAACAUGGUCGCUACGGCUGAGAGAAGAUUGGACCCUGCCAAGAUGAAGGAGAUAGAAUAUAGGGAGAGAAAGGAGGAAACCAACAGAAAGAUAGCGUCGAAGAAGGCCAUUUCCAUUAUUCUGAGGAGAGAAGCUACGAAAGCAGUAAUCGAGAAGAAAGGGGGUUCCAAGAGGCUGUUGCCGAAAUCUGUUCUUGACGCCCUUCACGAGCGCAUCACCGCUUUGCGAUGGGAGUCUGCUCUCAAGGUCUUUGAACUCCUGCGCGAUCAAGUCUGGUACAAGCCGUAUGCUGGUAUAUAUGUGAAGCUAAUCACCAUGCUCGGGAAAUGUAAGCAACCCGAGAUAGCUCAUACCUUAUUUCAGGCAAUGAUUGAUGAAGGGUGUGUGGCGGACCGUGAAGCUUACACUGCUCUCAUGUCUGCCUACAGCCGGAGUGGCCUUUUUGAUAAAGCGUUUUCCAUCCUCGACCAGAUGAAAAAGAUCCCUAACUGUCGACCUGAUGUGUUAACGUACUCCAUCCUCAUAAAGUCAUGCGUGCAAGUUUAUGACUUUGACGCAGUUAAACCUCUCCUUUCAGAGAUGGAAAAGCAGGGGAUCAGACCCACCACAGUAACGUAUAAUACUCUCAUCGAUGCGUAUGGAAAAGCAAAGAGGUUCGUGGAGAUGGAAUCGGUGCUCGUGCAGAUGCUCAGGCAGCCCGACUGCCAACCCGAUGUCUGGACGAUGAACUCGACGCUCAGAGCCUUUGGGGGCAGUGGGCAGAUAGAUAUGAUGGAGAAGUGCUACGAUAAGUUCCAGAAAGCCGGCAUUGAUCCCAGCAUCAAGACAUUCAACAUACUGCUCGACGCCUACGGGAAGACAGAGAACUACGAGAAGAUGAGCGCGGUGAUGCAGUACAUGCAGCGAUACCACUACUCAUGGACGCUCGUCACCUACAACAUUGUCAUAGACGCAUUUGGGAGAGCCGGCGAUGUCAAACAAAUGGAGUUCUUGUUCCGGCUGAUGCAGUCGGAGAGGAUCAAGCCCAACUGCGUGACUCUAUGCUCACUCGUGCGGGCUUAUGGGAACGCUGGGAAACUCGAGAAGAUCGCAGCCGUCCUGCGCUAUGUCGAGAAUUCCGAUGUUACUCUUGAUACCGUGUUCUUCAACUGCUUGAUCGAUGCCUACGGCCUGAUGGGAUGCAUCGCCGAGAUGAAAGGGGUGGUCGAGAUGAUGAAGAGGAGGGGAUGCAAGCUUGAUAAAGUCACGUAUCGGACAAUGAUCAAGGCGUUCUCAAUGAACGGGAUGACCGGUCAUGCCAAGGAUCUUCAGAAAGAACUCCGUUCGAUGUAGAUGUGCAUUUACUUUGUAUGAUUGAAUGCAUCGCGGAGAUGAAAAGAGUAAUCGAGACGAUGAAGAGGAGAUGUUGCAGGCUCGAAGCUUGAUGAGGUCAUGCAUCGAACGACGAUCAAAGCGUUCUAUGAACGGGAUGAUCUUGAUAGAUGAAAAUAGUAUAUAGGUUAAUUCAAGUAAUUGAGCUAGUUUGAUCAUCUACUCUUCAAAUUCUCAAUCUUAUCGAUCCAAGAUAUCUCCUUCCUGCGUUACAUAACUUACAUGUAAAAGUAGUCAAUAUAGUCAUAUAUUAUUGCAA
Salvia miltiorrhiza (redroot sage) is the source of this 1865-nucleotide messenger RNA. Its product is annotated as pentatricopeptide repeat-containing protein At5g48730, chloroplastic. NCBI's taxonomy places the organism in Eukaryota, Viridiplantae, Streptophyta, Magnoliopsida, Lamiales, Lamiaceae. The record is from RefSeq and is a predicted model, not a curated record. Gene Ontology annotation, molecular function: protein binding. The transcript has 3 exons. Bases 110 to 1567 code for a protein of 485 amino acids.